AUGUGGGCGAUUCUUUUCGUGACUUCCGUGUUGGCUGAAGUGAGCGUUGAGAAUCUGUGCGAGGAUCGAUGCAGUCGCAUCUAUCAACGUUCCCUGGCUCGAGUAGGCUUUGACGAUGAGAAACUUCGAAAUCUUCUGGAAAAGCAGAGACCAUUGGGGACAGUGAAAGACGUUUGUUGGAGAGUAUACGAUCAUCUGGAUUGUAUGAAACAUUGUGGCGAUUCGCCGGAACACGAAAAAUUUGCUAAAUAUGUGCGAGUAAAAUGCAGAUUUGCACUAAGAGGAAUCGACAACGCGUUGUCAUGCGUAAGUCGCUACCAUUCCUUCAUGGAAGUCAGAUGCUCGACGUUUCUCAAAGAAGCGGAACGACUAAAAUCAUUAGCAGAUCCUUCCUAUACGCCCGGUCAGGAGAUCUGCAGAUAUCUUCACUUGAAUACAUUGUGUUUGGAGAACACAGUGUCAAUGUAUUGUGCAAAUGCUAAAAAAGUUUUUCGAAGACUUAAUUUCAGAGACUACUUCCCUAAUUUUAUUCUUCCCUCAAACGAUACGUUGUUUGACGAUCUCGACUUGGACGCGUGCCAAAUGUUCGAUUUCGUCAGGAAAAAUAUAAAAAUGCCGGAAAAACAACUUGAAGAGGAGUUGACUACUGUGAUAAACAACCUUGAAAGGGAUGCGGAAGCGAAACAAAAACCUCCGCCUACCGUUAUAACAUCUACGGACAGAACGGAGUUCACAACACUUUUGAAGGAGCUUCUCGAUGAAUCUGUUUCCUCAGAAACGACACUACCUGCUCCCAAUAGUGGCACCAAAAAGAUUAAAACCACUUGUACUCGUACAAGGACUACACCUACACUUAGGAGUACAAGUACAACUCCUGUUACCACUACUACUACUACUACUACUACUGCUACGGCUACUAGUACUACUACUGCUACUACUACUGGUAUAGACGAUGAGUCCGAACAUGAGGAGUACGAGGAAUAUGAGGAGGAGAAGCGAAAAAAUGUGACUAUUGAUGUGGUACCGAUUAGGAACAUGUUGACACCAUCCACGAGAACAAACGUAACUGAAAGCCCACACCUUACCACUAAACGACGUCUCUUCUCGGACGAUAGUUGGGAACAACCGCCACCAAAUUUUGGGUACUCAUCGAUGAGAUUCGCAAACGGUGGUGUCACUCCUUUAAACAUAGACACAAGCACUCUAUUUGAUAUGGAUGAUGAAAACGAUGAGGAUGAAGAAGGUGAAGAGGAGCGAAACGAUGAGGAAAAGAAGCCGCCCGCGGCUAUGGGACGAAAAAAAGAAACUCCGCGAAGGGUUGAGGUCGAAAAAACGCCGAAAUCCCUCAGCGCAACGGAUCAGAAACGUGGAACGCAUCAGACACAGCGAAACGCAUCCGCCGUAACGCAACAACCAGAGACAUCGAUGACAGAAAACACGGGACAGACAGACGCUCAUACUAUGGAAACUGUAACUCCUGUGACUCCACUUUUACGCGGUGAUGUGAUCGUGAAAAGAAUUCACGAGUGGGACGAUGAGGGGACUAAUAGCCAAGAAUUCGGCGCCAACUUGAUGAGGGAUAAAGCCGAUGAAGAGCUCACGGAUAACACUAUUUCAAUGGAAAUUAUGGAUCAUACGGAAUCAUCGCUAGAAAUCGGGAACACCACCAUGUUACCCCGUUCGAAUAUCGAUUGCGCAGUCGGUGAGAGGUUCCGCCAUGACAGCACGAUCGAUCAGAGGUUCGAAUCCGCUCUAAUGCUCACCAAGCCUUUCAUCCCUCCGCGGUCGAUAAAUUGGUCGGCCAGACUUGUCCGGGAAGAUAAAAACACUGACUUGACCCUCAACGGUUCGAGUGACAGUGAUGAGUUCGACAGUGACAGUGAAGAGUCUGAAGAAAGAGAUGUUGCUCCAGAAGGGAGACCAAACGUCUACUCGACCAUUCCACCACUCCACGCUGCAAAAUUUAUGAACACGUCCGUUAUGAGACGCAGACGUUAG
Messenger RNA from Necator americanus (New World hookworm), 1998 nucleotides. RefSeq lists its product as uncharacterized. The transcript has 17 exons. The record is from RefSeq and is a predicted model, not a curated record. Lineage: Eukaryota; Metazoa; Nematoda; Chromadorea; Rhabditida; Ancylostomatidae. The coding region runs from base 1 to 1998 and encodes 665 amino acids.